UGCUGCCAGAAGAGAUUGACGUUCCCUAAAUUGAAAAUGCAACAGUCCUCAAGAAUUUUGUGCCUGGUACUAGGCCUGUGGCUGUUGUUGCUCGUUAAAACUGAAAAAAGGAAUUUUGUCAACAAAUUAAGAACGACAAAGGCAAAAAUGCCUAGGUAUAAGCUAGUGGAACUUAUGCUUGUUAAGCCCUCCAAAACCAUGACACAGGCGGAACGGACGCAAUAUAUGGAUAAUUGCAAGCCCCUUGGCAAAAGAUGUCGAUUGGCCGAGGACUGUUGCAGCUUGCAAUGCAUUAAGCGAAGGUACUGUGUUUACUAUGACAUGAGGCAAAUGAGAUUGGAGGCAAAUGCAAUGGAAUGAAAGAAUGUGAUUUGAUUUCAUUGAUUUCAUUAUUGUUUUACAAGCUGAUUAUAUGUACUCGAACCAUAAUCGAAUAAAACAACACUCACAUGUGGUUUCUUGCACCAACUUUAAA
Molecule: messenger RNA, 475 nt
Organism: Drosophila virilis
Lineage: Eukaryota; Metazoa; Arthropoda; Insecta; Diptera; Drosophilidae
Source: RefSeq, a predicted model, not a curated record